CACCGCUACCCCGAGCCUGCCGUACUGCAGCAGCAGCAGCAGCCGAAGGCGGAGCCUCUUCUGCAGGCAGCGCCCUGUGGUGGGGUUGCCGGUGCUGCUGCCUCUGCCCCUGUUGCUCCUGCUGCUGCUCCUGCUGCGGUGUCAGCUUCCCCUUGCCCGGCUGCUUCAUCCGCACCCCGCCCCCUUGGGUGUCAUCAGGACCAACAGUCGGAACGCUGCCUGCACCCGCAGCCGCCUCUGCAGCAGCGGCGGCAGCAGCAGGAGGGUGGCCAAACGCAAGCGGAGGCGCAGUCCGGUUGUUGCCAUGCCGGAGGGGCUGGGAGGAGCUGUGCGGGAGGGCAGGAGGAUGGGGGUGAAGGAGUGGAGGGCUGCGUGCGGCAAGGCAACGACGGCGGUCAUGAUAGCAACGCUGCUUCUACGUCGUGCUGUGGUAGCGGCGGGGCCCCAUUGGAAGCCUCCAGAGUGACAUGCGCUGCGAGCCGCGCCUGCAGCCAAGGGGAUGCAUGCAGCGGCCAGGCAUGCAGCGCUGGGGGCUGCGGCGCCGCCAGCAGCGGCGGCGGCGGCAGCUGCUCGGUGCCCUCGUUUGAGGAGGCCUGGAGUGCGGGGGGUGCGGGUCCCGCUGCCGAGCAGCUGAUGCGGAAGCUGCGGUGGGCGACCCUGGGUCCGCAGUUUGACUGGUCGGAGCGGCAGUACGACUUCACACGCGCGUACAGGCCGCUGCCUGGUUCCCUGGAGUCCAUAGCGCUGCGGAUGGCCCGUGUGGCACGGGAAGCAGAGACGCUGGCAGGUGCUGCUGCUGCGGCGGAUGGGGCUGCAGCUGCCGCCUCAGCUAAUGCCGCAGUGUUUCGAGAGUACAAGCCCGACGCGGCGAUCGUGAACUUCUACCAGCAAGGUGACGUGCUGGGCGGGCACCUAGACGACGUGGAGCGCGACAUGGGUCAGCCCAUCGUGAGUGUCAGCCUGGGCUGCCCCGCUGUCUUCCUCAUGGGGGGGCCCAGCAAGCAGCAGCCCCCCACCGCGCUGCUGCUGCGGGGAGGGGACGUGCUGGUGCUGGCGGGGCAGGCGAGGAGGUGCUACCACGGGGUGCCCAGGAUCUUGGAACCACUCGACGACUGCCAGCCAGGAGCCGCCCGCGACGGCGGGGUGGCGGGUACGGCAGGUGGUACUGACAGCGCCGUACAAGCCUACAUGCGCUGCGCCCGCAUAAACAUUAGCAUCAGGGCGGUUUGCUGAACUGGACACGGUAACCAGAGCCCCGCGAAUCCAUGCAUACAGAGAGGGUCCGGGUGUGUCGGCUACCUGUUGCUGCUCCUGCGCUGCUGCAAGGACUAGCACAGCCCACCGCUGCGAUGGUGAACUCCACGGCCGUCAAGAGGGAACAUGCCACGAUUUAGUAACAGCAGCGUAACAAUCUUACAAAGGAAUCCGUGCUUUGUGUGACAUCGGCGCGGUGUGCACUUGCAUGCAACACGUGAUCGCUAUGAGCAGCGAUGUGGUGGGGUGGGGUGGGAGGCAAGUGCUACGAAGGAAUUCGAUGGUAUGCUAAGUGGAUUCGCAGAAGGUCUCACGAUUUGUAGCGAGGAGUGCAUGUGUGGGUAACCAUGCUGUGUAAGCUGGAAUUGUUCCUCAAAGGGCUGUUUGCUUUCCGGCAAAAUGUAUGGCGUGCUGGUGGCCUACAGGUGGGGUAUCGUCUAGCUGCAUGUGAUGAAUCGUGCAGUGUCAUGCGCUUGGGAGCCCUGUAAGUACGAUGAGCAGGUCAAGGCACGGGAGGAGAGGGCCGUGCACUUCCUUGCAUGGCGAUGCUAUAUGGUAUAUGGUUUCAUACAUUGGUUGAUUACCCUCGUGCGCGCGAAAUGAACCCUUGGGCGUUGCAGUAUGCCGAACCCACAGCCGCUAGGCUACUGUAAUGUCCACAGCCCG
Astrephomene gubernaculifera is the source of this 1920-nucleotide messenger RNA. Lineage: Eukaryota; Viridiplantae; Chlorophyta; Chlorophyceae; Chlamydomonadales; Astrephomenaceae. The record is from the annotation of a GenBank genome assembly.